Olea europaea var. sylvestris is the source of this 1919-nucleotide messenger RNA. Its product is annotated as tyrosine-specific transport protein. NCBI's taxonomy places the organism in Eukaryota, Viridiplantae, Streptophyta, Magnoliopsida, Lamiales, Oleaceae. The transcript is spliced from 14 exons. Gene Ontology annotation, biological process: amino acid transmembrane transport. The record is from RefSeq and is a predicted model, not a curated record. The coding region runs from base 206 to 1678 and encodes 490 amino acids.
AGGAAGCGCUUCCACUUUCAUAUCAUGUGAAGUUAUUGUAAACUGCACUAGGCCCUAUUUUAGCUUAUGGCCCCCACAUCAUCUUCCAAUGUUAGAACUUGGAUUUCUAAACGCCACGUCACUUCUAGUUCCUUCAAACUGCUCAUCAAAUCACAGAAAUCCCUAAAGAAGAAAUCAAGAACAGGAACAUCACAAAUUUCAUAUAAUGGUGCCCUUUUCUUUAUCUUCAUCAGCUGUAAUUUGCAGUCCCAAAUUCCCAUUAUCAUUUCCAUCUCCUAAUGAAAGCGAGAACCCGAAUUCUGUAGUGGUCUCUUUGAAUUCUCGUCCACCAACAAAAAAAUUGUUAAUGAGAUACUGUUUUGCUUAUUCUUCUCGUGCUGUGAUAAAAUGUUUCUCACAGAAACAGCCCGCCGAGCAGCAGCAGCUUGUAGAAGAAAAUGAAGAAGUGUAUGAAUUUGAGAGGCUAUUUUCUAACCUUAAUCAAGCCACACUGAAUAGAGAACCUGGAAGCCUUAGCAGUGCGAUUUCUCUUGUUGCUGGCACAACUGUAGGCGCUGGGAUCCUUGCAAUUCCUGCAGUGACACAAGAAGCUGGAUUUCUGGCAUCUGCUGUAACCUGCAUCUUCUGCUGGAUAUUUAUGGUCGUGACUGGACUGCUCAUGGCCGAAGUAAAUGUGAAGACAAUGUGUGAGCUGGGUUCUGGUGGUGUCUCAUUGGUAUCGAUGGCCAUGAGAACCCUUGGAGGCGCUGGAGUACAGGUCGCCUGCUGGUCCUACAUUUUCAUUCACUAUGCUCUUCUUGUUGCCUAUGUGGCUCGUUCUUCAGAUAUUUUGACAAACUUUUCCGGCCUCCCAAUAUGGGAAACUGCAACUUUGUUUUCACUGCUUCUUGGAGGUCUUUGCUACUCUGGAAGUCAGCGGAUUAUUGGUGCAGUAAAUGGUUCUCUAGUAUUUGGCAUCAUAGCAUCCUUCACAGCUCUCGUGGUAGUUGCAAGUGGAGACUUACACUGGGAUGCGCUUCUUAAAGCCAACUUCGAAGCUGCUCCUCGUAGUAUACCCAUUAUAGCACUUUCUUUCGUCUAUCAGAAUGUAGUGCCAAUUCUUUGCACAAACCUAGAAGGGAAUUUAUCAGAAGUAAGGACGGCAAUUGUUAUUGGCACAGCUAUUCCACUUGCUCUAUUUCUUGUUUGGAAUGCUGUCAUUCUUGGAACCAUCACAGAUAUGGGGUCGGGUACUAUUAUCGAUCCACUACAACUAUUGAGAACUACUAAUACAGUUGUUGGGCCAAUAGUUGAUGUGUUCUCACUUCUUGCGAUCGCCACAUCUUACAUCGGGUUUGUUCUAGGCCUUUCCGACUUCCUUGCCGACUUGCUGAAACUCCCGUCCGGUCAGAACAGACCUCUGCCAUAUCUACUUACUUUGUUUCCACCGUUGGUACUAUCGUUGCUCGAUCCAGAAAUAUUCUUUAAAGCCCUGGAUUUUGCUGGAACUUAUGGAGUGUUGGUGCUGUUUGGAGUUCUUCCAGCUGCAAUGUCCUGGAAAGAUCGGUAUUCAAAACCAUCAAAGUCUCCAAACAUUCCCCCGUUGGUUCCUGGAGGAAGAAUCACCCUCUCACUUGCGAUUGGAGGUGCAGGGUUCGUUAUUAUUUCUGAAAUACUUGAAAACUUCGGACAUGCAUAGUCGUAGGUAUGAAAUUAAUCCGCCAGGCCCCACACACACUCUCUGAACAGAUUUUACCUUUACGUGUUUUCUAAGAGAGACGACCUUUCGAAGAAAAGUACUUAUUCUAAUCAGGGUUUUAUUUAUGCUCGUCUAGCUAUUUCUUAUCUCCUUUGAAUUUACUUAUUAUCGUCCUAAUUUCCGACGAAAGUAGGUGGAAAACACAUAAAUUUACAGUGUAAAUAUAUACAUUGAUUUUGAA